GUUUAAAAUGUCAUCUCAAUUGGGCAAAAAAGAACAGCUGAUUUUGUUAUCUGGGCCGCACUUUGAUCGGCCUUUGAAUUAGAUAUGUUAAAGUCAACAUUGCAGUAACCCCAUCAACAUGGACUUUCGGAACGCCCGUGCCCGACAGCCGGAGAUCGUGAGAUCCGUGCAGAAGGACGCACGGUACACCAACGAGCUGGCCGAAGACCUGUCCGAUGUUUUGCGCCUCACCGGUCCACGGAACUGGAUAAAGUACAACCAGAUGUGCAGGCUGCUGGCGGAACUCAGUUACCACGGAUUCGCUUCCGCUAAUAACCUCCAGACACUUGGCGAGGAGUACACGGGAAUAAUACAGGUGGACGGCAACUACAAGCAGAUUCCCAGCAGAUUCUUGCAACUGGUUGCCAUAGUCCUGGAGUUUGGUGGCGACUCCCUGUUCCAACGACUGAUGCAAAAACUGGACACAUAUGUGGCCAACAACGAAGAGAUUCGACCCGAGGUCAAGCCGCAGUUAAAGAAAAUUAUUCAGAGGCUUGGGCAAUCUCCCAGCUACGUAAAAGCCCUGCACAAGUCCCUUUUCUAUUUGGAUGCCAGCAAGUAUCAGCUGUCCAAGCGCACCACAGGCAUCAACUACGUACUAAUCCGCCACUGGCUGCAACCGGAAUUCUCGCUGUACGGCUACAAGAUCCUGGGCGUAAUCACCUUCCUGCAGGUCAGCGUUUCCCUAGCCAUUAGUGGCUGGGACGCCUGGCGAGAGCACAAGCGCCAGCAGCUGGAAUCGAUAAAGCAGGCAGGAAAGAAGUUCCUGCAACGAGGUUCGAGUGUCAAAGACGUAGAUCCUAACACUCCACAGUGCAUCCUUUGCCUGGAGCCACGUUCCAACAGCAGUUUGACUCCAUGCGGACACAUCUUCUGCUGGAGCUGCCUGCUCGAGUGGCUGGAGGAGCGGGAUGAGUGCCCGUUGUGCCGGGAGUCGCUGAAGAAGUCACAGGUGAUAUUACUGCAGAACUAUGCCUAAGAUUGGAUUAAGAUUACACCUUUUAUAUUCAUGUUAGGAAGUAUUUUGUAGUCUAUGUACAAAUAUAUUAAAAGUCUUGAAAGGGGAUUCUUUAGUUA
Drosophila yakuba is the source of this 1116-nucleotide messenger RNA. It is a transcript of the gene Pex10, whose product is annotated as peroxisome biogenesis factor 10. The transcript has 2 exons. Gene Ontology annotation, biological process: protein import into peroxisome matrix. Gene Ontology annotation, cellular component: peroxisomal membrane. Lineage: Eukaryota; Metazoa; Arthropoda; Insecta; Diptera; Drosophilidae. The record is from RefSeq and is a predicted model, not a curated record. Gene Ontology annotation, molecular function: zinc ion binding. The coding region runs from base 119 to 1018 and encodes 299 amino acids.